ACGGACAAACGAAAUCCGAGAAACCGUUGCUGCUUCUGGCCGUCACUUGUGCCGCCCUGCGCCACAGAGCCCCAGUAGGCCAGUACAAAUACGCACCCCACAUUCCCAGGCCAGACGGCUCGUGACUAAGCCACACGACAAAGCUCUCUCUCACCCACAGAGCCAAAGAUCCCCUCUUUUCUCAAUCUCCUCUGUUCUCUCUGUACCCCUCCCAUGGCGCCGACUGCUCAGGUUGCGGCGGCGCCCGUGCAGGAGCGUCGAGUUGUUGGCGGUGGCGGCGGAGGGGCUGGGUUGAAGGCGGCGGUGAGGUGCCACCCGGCGCUGACGCCGUCGACGGAGGCGGGGAAGAAGGCGUCCAUCAGGGGCGUCGUGGGCGAGCUGCUCGGGUGCGCCGGCAGCAGCGGAGGAGAGGACAAGGGGCUCGUCUCCCUCGGCGUCGGCGACGCCUCCGCGCACGCCUGCUUCCGCCGCGGCGGCGAGUUCUCCGCCGAAGCCGUAGCCGCCGCCGCCGUCUCCGGGGACUUCGACUGCUACGCGCCCUCCUUCGGCUUCCCCGCCGCGCGCAGUGCGGUCGCUGACUACCUGUCUGCCGGUGCGCGCCACAGCACCCGGGACUCUGACGUGUUCUUGACGGUCGGCGGCACAGGUGCCAUCACCGCAAUCACCACGGUGCUUGGUGGGGCUCCAGGGGCAAACAUCCUGCUUCCUCGACCAGGCUUUACGCCAUACGAGGCGGCCUGCGAGCUCGUUGGUGCAGAGCCUCGGUUCUACGACCUUCUACCGCGGCAUGGCUGGGAGGCUGACCUUACAGGCGUGCGUGCUCUGGCUGACAGUGCCACAGCAGCCAUUGUUGUCAUCAACCCAAACAAUCCGUGUGGCGCAGUCUACUCUGUCCAGCAUCUCCUCCAGAUUGCUGAAACUGCAAGAGAUUUGGGAAUUCCAGUCAUAUCAGAUGAGGUAUAUGCACAUAUGGUCUUUGGUGGCAGCAAGUUUGUGCCAAUGGCCUCAUAUGCACACAUUGCACCAGUCAUCACCAUUGGAGCAAUCUCAAAAAGGUUCAUGUUACCAGGAUGGCGUCUCGGUUGGUUGGCCUUCUGUGAUCCUAAUGGUGCACUAAAGCAUGUCAGAACUGCAACAGAGAUGCUACUGAAUGUGACUUCAGGCCCAGCCUCAAUCAUUCAGGCAGCACUUCCUAACAUUCUUUCGUACGAACACAAGGAGUUCCAUCUGAAUGUCGUGAACUUGCUCGAGUCUGCUGCCGAUGCUCUCUACAGAAAAGUGAACCAGAUUGAAGCUCUGCAUUGCUACUCAAAGCCUCACGGUUCAAUGUUCAUGAUGGUUGAAAUCAACACUUCACUUCUAUUCGGCAUUGCAGAUGACAUGGACUUUGCCCGUGAAUUGAUCAAAGAAGAAUCUGUCUUGAUUUUACCUGGUUCUGUCCUUGGGUUGAAGAACUGGGUUAGGAUAUUCUUUGGGGCUCCUGUUAAUCUAAUGCUGGAAGCCUGCGACAGGAUUGAAUCAUUUUGCCACAGAAGAGCAGGUCAAGUAAAACUACAGAAAAAGAAGUUCUGAAACCAGCAUAUAGGGUUUUUGUUAGCUCCUUAACGUGUGUACAGCCUUUUAUUCAGUUCUCAGAAGAAUUUUUUAUGCCCAUACACCUGAGAUUUGUAUAUAGAAUCUUAGGAACAGUUACCAGAUAGUGUAUAACAGAAUAAACUUUGCACCAAAUAAAGGUUUGCAGAAUAAUCAUUCAUUUUAUUCAUUUAUUUGACAGCAGAAGUAUGGUUAUCCACUAUUCAUUUAUUCAAUAACAAGGUUAUUUCCAGCAA
Molecule: messenger RNA, 1829 nt
Organism: Brachypodium distachyon (stiff brome)
Lineage: Eukaryota; Viridiplantae; Streptophyta; Magnoliopsida; Poales; Poaceae
Product: probable aminotransferase TAT2
Exons: 8
Coding region: 214-1572 (452 amino acids)
Biological process (GO): amino acid metabolic process; biosynthetic process
Molecular function (GO): pyridoxal phosphate binding; transaminase activity
Source: RefSeq, a predicted model, not a curated record